Molecule: messenger RNA, 2323 nt
Organism: Manis javanica (Malayan pangolin)
Lineage: Eukaryota; Metazoa; Chordata; Mammalia; Pholidota; Manidae
Gene: DNAJC11
Product: DnaJ heat shock protein family (Hsp40) member C11
Biological process (GO): cristae formation
Source: RefSeq, a predicted model, not a curated record
GCUCGCCACCCCCUCUUGAGCACGGCCCUGCCGGUUUGGCGGGGUUAAAGGUUGCGAAGAUGGCGACGGCCUUGAGCGAGGAGGAGCUGGACAAUGAAGACUAUUACUCGUUGCUGAACGUGCGCAGGGAGGCCUCUUCUGAAGAGCUGAAAGCUGCCUACCGGAGGCUGUGUAUGCUUUACCACCCCGACAAGCACAGAGACCCAGAGCUCAAAUCACAAGCCGAAAGACUGUUUAACCUUGUUCACCAGGCUUAUGAAGUUCUUAGCGACCCCCAGACCAGGGCCAUCUACGACGUCUAUGGGAAGAGAGGACUUGAAAUGGAAGGCUGGGAGGUUGUGGAAAGGAGGAGAACACCAGCUGAGAUCAGAGAAGAGUUCGAGCGGCUGCAGAGAGAGAGGGAGGAGAGGAGACUGCAACAGCGGACGAACCCCAAGGGGACCAUCAGCGUCGGCAUCGAUGCCACCGACCUUUUUGAUCGCUACGAGGAAGAGUACGAAGAUGUGUCUGGAAGUGGUUUUCCGCAGAUUGAAAUUAACAAAAUGCACAUAUCCCAGUCCAUUGAGGCACCCUUGACAGCUACAGACACAGCCAUCCUGUCUGGAAGCCUCUCGACCCAGAAUGGGAAUGGAGGGGGUUCCUUCAACUUCGCCCUCAGACGAGUCACUUCUGCAAAGGGAUGGGGAGAGUUAGAGUUUGGAGCUGGGGAUCUGCAGGGACCUUUAUUUGGUCUAAAGCUGUUCCGUAAUCUCACACCAAGAUGCUUCGUGACGACAAACUGUGCUCUGCAGUUUUCGUCCCGAGGAGUCCGGCCUGGCCUGACCACCGUCCUAGCUCGGAACCUGGACAAGAACACCGUGGGCUACCUGCAGUGGCGGUGGGGCAUCCAGUCGGCCAUGAACACCAGCAUUGUCCGGGAUACCAAAAGCGGCCACUUCACUGUGGCCCUGCAGCUUGGAAUCCCUCACUCCUUUGCACUGAUCAGCUAUCAGCACAAAUUCCAGGAUGAUGACCAGACCCGCGUGAAAGGAUCCCUCAAGGCAGGCUUCUUUGGGACAGUGGUGGAGUACGGAGCAGAGCGGAAAAUCUCCAGGCACAGCGUCUUAGGGGCAGCCGUCAGCAUUGGAGUCCCUCAGGGUGUUUCUCUCAAAGUCAAGUUAAACAGGGCUAGUCAGACUUACUUCUUCCCCAUUCAUCUGACGGAUCAGCUUCUGCCCAGCGCUGUGUUCUAUGCCACCGUGGGGCCUCUCGUGGUCUACUUUGCUAUGCACCGUCUGAUCAUCAAACCAUACCUCAGGGCUCAAAAAGAGAAGGAAUUGGAAAAGCAGAGGGAAAGCACAGCUACUGACAUUCUGCAGAAGAAGCAAGAGGCAGAAGCUGCCGUUCGGUUGAUGCAGGAAUCUGUCCGAAGAAUAAUUGAGGCAGAAGAGUCCAGAAUGGGACUCAUCAUCGUCAACGCCUGGUACGGGAAAUUCGUCAACGACAAGAGCAGGAAGAGCGAGAAAGUGAAGGUGAUCGAUGUGACUGUGCCCCUGCAGUGCCUGGUGAAGGACUCGAAGCUUAUCCUCACGGAGGCCUCCAAGGCCGGGCUGCCUGGGUUCUAUGACCCGUGUGUGGGCGAGGACAAGAGCCUCAAGGUGCUGUACCAGUUCCGAGGUGCCCUGCACCAGGUGAUGGCGCAGGAUGGCGCGGCGCUGCGGAUACCAAAGCAGUCUCACAGGAUUGAUGCAGAUGGAUAAACUGGUUGAGAAACCAGAUUAAAAAGAGGCUACAGAAAAUCUUUUCCUGGGAGUCUACAAAUUUGGAAACAGGGAGAAAACCCAGACAUCAGAUGUGUUUAUUUUAUAUUAUUCCUGUCAGGUGGCACCCUGUAAUCAUGUGAGGGGUGCAGACACCUGUUCUCUCGGGUGCUGGGGGUAGGACCGAGGCAGCCCACUGGCACCAGAGCCACAGUGCAGGCCGGGCCUGCUUUCCCGAGGACCAUGUCCCUGGACGCAAGGGCCUUGGGCCCCCAGACGUUCUCCGGCACAUGUGCAGACGCGGCCACCCAGCGGCUCAAGGUCUGUCUUGAGGUAUUUAUGGAAUGUCCUGCCCUCAUACAUAGGACUGUGAACUGUUUUUCCUAAAAUCCACACUGAACCUGGAGAGCAAAAUGGAAGGCAGGAAGGCAGGAAGGCAUUCUCACGGGCGGAGGUCUCCAGGUCAAGUGAGCAACUGUUCGGUCAACUUCCCGAAAACCGCCUUUUCCUGCUGAAUUAUUACUAAGUGAAUCUGGAGAGGAUUGUGUGGGUCUAUAAAAAUCUGCUUUUUAUCUGACAACGAA